UUUCAAUUUCCGUUUUACACGUAUUGUACUCGGUACAGUCGGUUCCCUCCUCGUAUAAAUUUUACCGUCUUUUCAGUUUUUGUCGUAUUUUCGUUAUCUAAAAGCUUGAUUAAUCCAUCACUUGUAUUAGCAAAGUAUGGAAUUAUGGAUUAAAUUUUGCAGUUUAAUGAGUUACACGCGACUUUAGCCGUGAUCCGGCUGAUUUACUCUGCUCUAUAGUCUUUACUCUCUCUGCACGAGAGCUCCCUGUGUUUUCUCGGCGCGGAAUUCAUCAUCCUUCGAAAUGGCUACCUCUUUAGCCAGCCAGCUGAAAGCGCUCGCCGUCCCGCAGACAUCGGCGUUCGCCCGCGGAGUGAAAAAGCGUGCCUCCCUUCUCUUCGACCCCUCCGAAGCGGCCAAGUACGACCACAAAGAAAUCCUGCAAAUCUCCCUGGAGGGUCUCCACGAUCUGCAGCUGCUCAACGAGGACUUUGCCCGCUACGAAGACAUACUGUUUAGUCCCGUCAGUAUGGAGAUGGAGCGCUCGGUGCAGAAUAAGGAGCUGAAUGCCAAAUUGGAUGAGAAUAUCGGCGAGUUCUUGCGGAUGCUGGCGCCGUAUUUUCUCCAUCGGCCGGCGCACAAGGCUCUGGAAUGGCUGAUUGUGCGGUUCCAUAUUCAUCAGUAUAAUGUGGAGGCCGUUAUGAUGAUGGUGUUGCCGUUUCACGAUACGAAUAUCUUCGUGCGGAUGGUUCAGGUUCUGGAGUUUUCUUAUCACAAAAAGUGGUUGUGGCUGGAAGGCAUCCAGCGUAAAGGUGUCCCCCUUCAAACACCCGACCUCCUAAAAUAUCUCACCAAACAGCCCUGGCUGCUGGAACUCCUCCUCACCGAACUAGCCAAGCGUUCGCAGAAUCACUGGCUGGUUUCCGUGCAGAACGACGUCUUCCUGAAAUUUGUCAUCCAGAUUUGUUUGGGGAUUUUCAGCAAUACCUCCGUCGACAACGAAAUCAUCGCGCUGAUUGUACCCAAUUUAAGCCAAUGUCUGCAGUCCACCGCGGCGGAUUACCGGGCCGCUGCGUAUGCAUGCCUGGCCGUGAUGGUGCGCCAGCUUCCGCUGGAAAAAGCAGUGGUGGGGAAAAUUAUUGCCGCGCUGAUGAUUGCAGCGGGGAAAUUUUCCGAUGCGGUGGGAGUGGACGCGUUAGCCGCGUGCACGUCGGAGCUGGGGACGGUCCCGAAAGAGAUGAUGGACUAUUUGUUGAAUAAUGGAAAAUUCGUUGAGCUUGUUUGGGAUUGUAUCAAGCAGCAUAACUUGGGCAAAUUGCUGGCCGUUAUUUUUCGAACCGGCACCAAAAUGCUUUUCGCCAAGGGAAAUUUACCGCGUAAUGCAUUGGUGGAUUUGAUGAAGAAACUGCUGGGUGAAGUUUCUGUUGAAGAGAGCCAGCAGAAUGAAAUGUUGCGGUAUUUUGUUGCGGAAUUGCUACGGAAGAAAAACAAUGUGGCCGAUGUGGAUUUGACGGUGGGCCAGUUGGUCGCGGUUCUGCGAUCGACCAUGCCGUCCAGCUGGAACGCGGUGCUCGCCGAGCGCGGACGGGAAAAUGGACAUUUACUGGAACGGCUGGAUAUGACGCUGAUGAAUGAAAUGAGCGAAGAAAUUAUCGGAAAACUGCCGCAUACGACGUCGAUUUUCCUCAAACUGAACCACCCCAACCCGGUGAUGCGCAUCGAUGCGGUGAAGACGUUAGUGGAAAGCUCCGAAGAGUUAAGCGCGGAAUUUAUUCGGGAGAUGGUGGGAGUGCGGUUGAAAGACCGAGAAGUGGAUGUGCUGGCGGCGCUGUUCGAGGCGCCAAGCGUGGCCGUGCUUCGCAAAGCGUACGGUGAUGACGUUAAUAGUGUCCUGGAAAAAACGCUGUGCGCGAUUUAUAAAGAUGCUGAUCGAAAGAAAUGGGCGGAUGUCGAAGGGCUGGUCUUACGGGCGUUGAUGGGUGGCUCGGAUUUGAUGGAGUAUUUGCCGUUCUUGUUGACAGCCCUCUUAUCUAGGAAAUAUCCCGUUUUUGCUGAGAAUCCCACCUUCUCCGCUAAGUUUCCGCUGACCAAUCAAGCACUAUCCUCCGAAACGUCGUUGUUUGCGCUGCUGGAUGCCGUCAGCAAUGACAUUCUUACCAACCAUGCUACUAAAAUCCCUGCAUGUAUCAGCCGGUAUUUUUCCCUGUUGUCAUCACCGGAUGUUGAUCUACCACUCUGGACGUCGUUCCUGACCAUCACCGUGUUUAUUCGCCUGAUCGGUGACCGAUCAGAAAUGUUGGCAUCCGCCGAAGGAUGCACAUUAUUCGAUAUUAUUUCAUCCUUUUUAAGCCGCAUUUAUAUUUCCUCCAAAGAGGUGGACACGACGUCCGGGGAAGUGGUGGUGAAAAUGCUGAAACGCGGCAAAAUGCCCGUUGGUGUUCUGCUGGAUUGGUUCGGGAAGCUCUUCUCGAUGAAUGAAUAUUUCCUGGGUGACGGCACGGCUCGGAAGGUGUUGCUGCGUGCGGCGCGCUUGGCGUUGGAAAGCGUUAAGAAGCUGAAACAUCGCGCGCUGUUUGAGCAGACCGUGGCGUUGUAUGUGAAAAAGAUGGUGCGGGUGUUGAAGGAUGUGGAGGAAAUGUUAACGGCCAUGGCAGAAGCCGGUUCGGGGAUUUCUCCGGCUCUGCGCUCCAGUGUGCUGUCCUUCGCCGCGCAGUGUGUUGCGCUGAUUUCCCCCGACACCCUGCACGAUGAGACCGCGGUGAGUUUGCUGGCGGUAAUCUUGCCGUCCCUCAAUAAUCAGCAUAUCCAAAUCCGCCGGCAUGCCCUGCUGGUCUGCCGCAACAUCGUCGCACGGCACAAGAUCUCCUCACCGGAAGUGAAACAGCUGCUGCAGGUCCUGGUCAGUCAGGCCGACCGCAUGGAAGUCGAUGGGUUCAUCGUCAGUCAGGUGUUGGCCGAUGUGUUAGCGGGAGCAACUUCGGAGCGGACGCGUGAGUUCUGGUUGGAUGUAUUGUUCCGACCAGUCGGCAGUGAACGACUGGGCAGUGUGGCACAAUUGGAGAUGCUGAAAGCGCUGCGUUUAGUGCAGUCCGUAAGGAUUCUUGUCCGACUGAAGCCGGUAAUGGAGAAAUUAUUGGCCACCUAUGAUACAUUGGACUCCACCGAAUUAGAAAUGGUUAACGAACUGGCGGAGCGGUAUUCGGGAGCGUUUCGCGGCAGCGACGCCCAGGGACCAUGGGAAGUCGACAUGGAGACGAUGGUCUUGGCAACCAUCGAGCACGCGCUUCGUCUUCCGGGGCGCUGCGGUAUUGCCUCGCCAGCGGAAGUUGUUCUGCGAAAUUUCCAGUUCUUCGAUCGGGAGAAGUUUGGCGAUGGAUUGUUCAACCGAAUUCUAAAUAAAAUUCUGAAGUUUUACGUGGAAAAGGCGAAUCCAGCGAUGAACAGUUCGUUUCGCCGCUAUUUGAAACAUGUUCGUCUGCCGGCGGAAUUGAUUCUGCACCAGCUGAAUGGGCGCAUAGCGGAAGGCGAUGCGAAACGGAAGAAGCUGAGCGGUGCGUUAGCCCGGAUGAAUGACCCAGCACGGAAAACUGUGACGUUUUGGCGGCAUGCCAAUGAUUUGCUGGAGCUGUUGUUGAACAAGAAGAAAGUGACGGGAGUGCGGCGUGUGGUGGAGGAACUGUGCGAGCUGCUGAAGGAGUCCAUUGUGCUGACGGGGGAUGAGGACUUGAUGGAGCAGGUGGAGAUGGUGCGGCAGAAGGUGUUUGCCGUGAUUAAUUUCACUGUCAGCGACGCACGGAACAGACUACGGCCCAGCAGCUUGAAGACUUCACCGCGCAGACUGGACAUUGCCGUCAUCGUCGACUGCCUGCGCGCCAGCAGCAACAUCCACACCCAGCUUGCUGGUCUGGCUUUACUGUCCACACUGGCGCAGCGCCUGCCCUCCACCAUCCUGCAAUCGUGCAUGUCCAUUUUCUCCUUAACCGGCAGCCAUCUCCUCCACAAGGAGGACGAAUAUUCCCUCAACAUGAUCCUGCGCAUCAUCGACGCCAUCGUCCCGGUCAUCCUGCAGACCGCCGCCUCCACGGCGGACGCGGUACGCGCUAUCUGGGAGGUGCUGGUGGACGCACUGCCCCAUAUUCCCCCGCACCGGCGGGGCCUCCUGUUCGGCCGGGUGGUGGAGGUCACCGGGGAGGAGGGACUGUGGAUUGGGAUGGUGCUGUUGGGCACGCUGUACGUGGGGAAGGGACUGGCCGUGGAACCGGAGGGGAAGAGCAAGAAAUUUGGGUAUCCGGUGUUGUGUGAGUUUCUGGGGGAGUUGUUUGAGCGCUGCGAUCAGGGGAUGCGGGUAGAGAGUGUGCGGAAGGUGGUGGAGUUUGUCGUGGCAGAGACGGGGGUGCUGGAUGCUCAAACGUGGACAGCAAAACGGAAGCACGUUGAAAGGAUACGAUUCGAGAAGCCGCUGAUUCCCGCCAACUUGCCGAAAGAACAGCAGAUCCAAUUGGUAUCCGUGGCCAUGUCGUUCAUCUCCUACUAUUUCCCCAUGGAAUCACAGAAAGCUGGCAACGAUGCGGAUGCAUCACUGGAAGGUCUCCUAACAGCGCUCCUAAACAUCCAGUUCCAUGCCCGCGCCAACAGCACCCAGCGUCCACCGGCGGAACGCCCGUUAUGGGCGGAUUUACUGGCUAAAUCAUCGGCGGCGGCCACGGAAGUUCUGGGUAAAAUGUCCUGGUCGACGUUCGUCACUAUUAUGGAUAACAUCCUCAAGAAAGCGGAGGAUGAGAGCGCCUUGAAAAUGGCGCUGGAAGAGCUGGGUGGUGCGUUAAGUGUGCGAGACCGAUUGCCGACGGAUGAUGUGAAUUUGUUGAAACCGUUGGUGAACACCAUCAUUCAAAUUCUUCAGGGCGGUGUGACGAGUGCGGAUACGGAUGAGGAUGCGGCAACAGCGGGUAAGAGAAAACGCGUGGAUAGUGGCGGACACCGAGUGUCCAUCAGUCCGGUGAUCCAACGCGGAUGCCUGUACUGUCUGCGUCAGUUGGUUAUGAUCCUCGGCAAAGAACUGUGGCCGCCCGUUCUGCGUGUCUGCCUGAAUUGCCUCAAUGCCGAAGACGGGCAUGCGCUGUCCGAAAGCUUAUUAACAAUCGGAGCCAUAAUCCGCUGCGCGAAACUGGGCGUGCUUCCCAAACUCCCCAAGUUGAUGCCGCUGUUGGUGUUGUGUUUAACGCGGCGAGCGAGCAGCGGCGGCGUGGAUGUGGUCAGCGGGGUGGACGUGAUGGAGAGCGGUGUCAGUGUGCUGGGCGGUCUGCUCAGUCCGUUCUUGGCGGCGGUGUUGCGGUUGAUCGCGCUGUGGCGCGGCGUGAAAGUGAAGGACGGAUUGCGAAAACAGUUUGAUGCCGGUCUGGAGAAAUUAGAAGGCGUUGUAACCGGCGGGUUAGCGUUCCGCAUGGUGUUCGCGGCGGUGAAGGAGGCCUUCGAAAAAACUGAUGAAACUAAGGAUGUUCGUGUGGCGUUGCUGCGUAUCCUCAGCGUCAGUCUGGCGAAACUCCCGAAACCGCAGGUGGCCGAGAUGCUCAGUCUGCAGCGGCCACUGGUUGACUUCCUCUUAUCCGUCCUGGAGCAGCACCACGAAGCCGCGUCCACUCUGGCGCUGGACACGCUGAGCAGUCUAGUGCUGUACAUGCCGGACAGCGUGUUCCGCGGACUCUUCAUGCGCAUCUACCAGUGGGUGAUUUCGUCCGAGAGCGGUGAACGAUGGGUGGUGUUCUUCCGGAUUGUCGCCCGUCUGACCGACACCCUCAAGCUUCUCUUCACCAUCUUCGCGUCCACGGUGAUCGGGCAGACCGUCAAGUUGAUGGAGGCGCUGCAUGUGGUUAAAGGCGAGAGUGGCCAGUUUGCGAAAACGGAUGUGCGAGUGGAGCUACUGAAUGAAAUGUUUGGGGUGCUGAGCCGUUUCUUCAAGUUCGAUGUCGAAGGAUUCUUUAACGCCGAUCAGUACGAUAUCUUGAUGCAGCCGUUAAUCAACCAGCUGGACAAUUUCCACGACACGGUGUCCUAUCUGCGCAGCAGUCCCGCGUUGAUUGCUUGCAUUGCGGAUUUUGUGGUGUGCUUGAACGACGACAGUCUGUGGAAACCGCUGCACUACCAGAUUUGCCUGAAAAGUCGCAGUGAAAUCGCGGAAGUCCGCAUCGCCGCCCUGCAGACGCUGUCCGCGUUGGCGGAAAAGCUGGGCGAAGCGUACGGCGACCUGCUGCCGGAAGCCAUGACCUUUUUGGUGGAGCUGGCGGAGGAUGACGAUGAGGGGGUGGAGCGGCAGUGUCAGGCGACCAAGGCGGUGCUGGAGAAGGUGCUGGGCCAGUCGACCGUCUGGCAGGAAGAGUUAACGGGUGAUUAGCAGGGUUUUAUAUGAGGAAUAUGGUUUGUUAAAAGGAUUUGGUCGAUUUCGGACGGUUGUUGUCGGUUGCGGGUGGGAUAGUGCUGUCUCGGUCUGUUUUGUCUGUUGCAAAUUUUAAUUGUGUUAUAAAGUGUAGGUUUGGCUUUUUUUGUUAUAUGGUUUAGCUUUGUGGAGGAACUAGAAGGAAUAUAUUCGGGAAAACAAAUUAUUUGAUAAGUGUUCGACUAUAUACAGAUUAUUUGAUAAGCGAAGCGAAGUAGGUAUUCUUUACCUUGUCGUCUUGCUGUUUAAUUUAAAAAAAACU
Messenger RNA from Paramacrobiotus metropolitanus, 6671 nucleotides. RefSeq names its product HEAT repeat-containing protein 1-like. Gene Ontology annotation, cellular component: 90S preribosome; t-UTP complex; small-subunit processome. Gene Ontology annotation, biological process: maturation of SSU-rRNA from tricistronic rRNA transcript (SSU-rRNA, 5.8S rRNA, LSU-rRNA); positive regulation of transcription by RNA polymerase I. The record is from RefSeq and is a predicted model, not a curated record. Bases 284 to 6367 code for a protein of 2027 amino acids. The transcript is spliced from 13 exons. NCBI's taxonomy places the organism in Eukaryota, Metazoa, Tardigrada, Eutardigrada, Parachela, Macrobiotidae. Gene Ontology annotation, molecular function: snoRNA binding.